Molecule: messenger RNA, 1293 nt
Organism: Notodromas monacha
Lineage: Eukaryota; Metazoa; Arthropoda; Ostracoda; Podocopida; Cyprididae
Source: the annotation of a GenBank genome assembly
AUGCAACGCGUUACGAAUCUGUUUCCAGAUACGGAAAUCGAUUGGAAGGCGUACAUGCAGGAAGUUGAAGGAGUUGUGAAUGGCACAUGGGAUUAUUAUCAGCUCAAGGGUGAUACUGGACCUUUGGUUUAUCCAGCUGGAUUUGUAUACGUUUUCAUGGGAUUGUAUUACCUGAGCAAUGCGGGUACGAAUAUCCGCCUGGCUCAAUACGUUUUUGCUGUGAUGUACAUCGUCAUGGUGUUCCUCGUGAUUCGGUUGUAUGAUCGAUCUUAUAAGGUUCCUCCGUAUGUGCUGAUCUUCCUGUGUUGCACAUCGUAUCGGAUCCAUUCCGUUUUUGUGCUACGAUUGUUCAACGAUCCGGUAGCACUCUUAUUUGUUUAUAUUGCCUUGAACUGUUUCAUGGACCACAGAUGGCGUCUGGGAUCAUUCUUCUAUAGUUUGGGUGUUUCGAUCAAAAUGAACGUCCUGCUCUUCUCUCCGGCUUUGCUGCUGAUUUACAUAUCUUGCCUGGGCAUGAAGGAAACUGUGGUUAACUUAGGGAUUUGUGCCGGAGUUCAGUUGAUCCUAGCAGCACCUUUUCUUCUCGCCAAUCCUGUUGCCUAUAUGGAGAGAUCGUUUGAUUUGGGUCGAGUUUUCUUCCAUCAGUGGACCGUCAAUUGGCGAUUCCUACCGGAGGAUAUUUUUGUAUCGAGGUCAUUCCAUCUUGCCUUGUUGUUGCUUCAUAUCUUGGUCCUUGUUGUCUUCGCCAAAAAUGUUUGGCUGAGAAUUUUGAAGAACUACCCGGUGUUGGUUGGUCACGGUGGGCUGCCGUAUGCUUGCCAGCUCCUGUUCCUGCCGCUUUUCACAGCGAACUUCAUUGGCAUUGUUUUUGCCCGUUCACUGCAUUAUCAGUUUUACGUCUGGUAUUACCACUCCAUCCCCUAUCUGUUGUGGUCAACUUCCUAUCCUACCGUACUUCGUUUGCUGCUGUUCGGAAUCAUCGAAAUGAGUUGGAACACGUAUCCGUCAACGGAUUUCUCAUCCGCGGCGUUGCACUUCAGUCACGUUGUGAUUUUGAUUGGUUUGUGGCGAAAUCAGCCGCCGCUCUCAGCUGCCGUUGAGGAAAUGGGCAAAAGUGCGCAGUUGAAUGAUUUCAACGCGAAACUGUCGGAACUGGUUCAAGAUGCCGUGAAUGAACCCGGUGCUGAGGCAAAUCCCGAGCCGGUUGUUGUCAAACAGAGCGCGAAUAAGAAAAAUCCGGAUGGAGUCGUGAACUUGAAAAACAGGAAGCGGCGUUGAAAAAUUGAAGUCCGU